GUCAUCUCAUUCAAAAAUUCGGACGCCUACGUAACGUUAUGUUAUUUAUUUAUUUCAACCACUUUUACUUCGCGUACACUUCUUUUUGACGAACAAUAGAAAAUUAAUAAUAAAUAAUUUGGUGUAUAUAUAGUUUUAUUAAAUAGGAUGGCAUCUCUGGCUUUCAAAGUUAAAAGUAAAAAUGGUCAGCAGGUAUUGAAGGAUUUGACCUCUGAUAGUACAGUGGGUGAAUUGAAAUUGUUUCUCUCCAGUAUAUCGGACGUUAGUUGCGAGAGAAUUUGCGUGUUGUGUGGCUAUCCGCCCAAGCCAAUAGAUGUUAGUAAUGAUAGCAAAAAAUUGAGUGACAUUGGGUUGAAAACUGGCGAAACUUUAAUCAUCGAAGAAAAGUCACCUCCCGUGACCCCGACUGUUUCAAAACAAGAUGUAGCACUGCCCGUGGAGAAUGGAACAUCGCACGAGACAAUUAACCCCUGCAGACCUGGCAUCUUGAUGAAAAAAGUGGUUCCAUCAGACAACUCUUGUUUAUUCACUAGUAUAGGUUUUGUAUUAAAUGGCCAAGUAGAUACAUCAGUGCAUACACUGAUGCGGCAAAUAAUAGCAAUGGAGGUGGCCAGUGACCAUGACACAUACAACGAGGCCAUGCUAGGGAAGCCCAAUGCGGAGUACUGUGCCUGGAUACAACAGCCUAGCUCCUGGGGUGGAGCUAUUGAGGUUGCAAUUCUAUCAAGAUUUUAUGGUUUAGAAAUGGCAGUGGUGGAUACGUUAAAUGCAAUUAUAAAUAGAUUUGGAGAAGAUAAAAAUUAUGGACAAAGAGUGUUUCUUCUUUUUGACGGUGUACACUACGACCCUUUAUAUUUAGAACAAUCUGAUGGUGGUAUACAAACAGUAUUCCCCGCUGAAGACUUGGAGAUAUAUGGAGAGGCGGAGCAGCUAGCACAUGAGGCGAAGUCUUCCCGACAGUUCACAGAUCUGAACAAGUUCACACUCAAGUGUAUGAUCUGCGACAAAUUGCUCAAGGGGCAAGUAGAAGCCCAAAGGCAUGCGAAGGAAACAAAGCACACGAGCUUUGGAGAAGUUUAGUAUAAAUUAUAUAUAGUUAUUUAUCUAACAAAUGUGUAAUCCAACUAAAACGGGAAGUUAACAAUGAGAGUUAACUCAGCAAACAUAUAUGUUGUCUCAAGUUGGAUACAACGCCUUUCAAUAUUUUAUUUUCAUACACUCAAUAUAAAAUCAAUCAGUUACUGUGGAAACGUAGUCACUGUCGAUGCCAUUUGCUUCCCUUUUAUACACAUCUCCAGAAUCGAAUCCAGAACUUUUUUGGAUUAAUAUUAUCUGCAGCUAUGCAAUGGCUUUCUCCCAGCGUCAUAUUGUCUGAGAAGAUACCAUUCCACACUUUAUUUGCCUGUUUUGCACACAGCACAGCUUGAUACUGAUGAAAAAUAACCCUUGAAGCUACUUGGAGCGUGUCCUGUAUGCUAACACCAUUGCUUAAAGCCGUAUUAUUUCAAUACUAGUUGUUGCCCGCAACUUUGUCUGUGUGGAAACUUUGAUGUGUAUUUAUCUGGUGAAACUGUAAGUUCCACAUUAUAAUCUAUGUCUGUGAUGAAUUUUACUCAGAUCAUUUUGUUUCAGAAAUAUAAUUAUUUUAAGCAAAAGAUCUUCUGAUAUAAUAAUGCUUUAAGCGAUGGUCGGUAGUGAGUACCGAAACUGUAAUCAAGUUGACAAACUUUUACUUUGGACUAACAUAAAUCUGUCAAAUUUGUAUGGAGUUGCGAAUUUUUGACGUUUGUUCCUAUAUAUUUUUAUAUGACAGAUUUGGAUGAAAACUUGCACUAAAACAAAUUGCCUUUACACCCAAGCAGUUUCCUGAAUUAGUAUCCUGUGUUGAAAGCAAAAAGUGACUGCGUUUGCUCAUCGUCUUAAGGUGGGCUUAGACGGACACAUCUUCAUACAAAAGUCCAUACACUUAAUACUCUUUCGCAGAUCAUUCCAUUCAUUUAUUUUGUCUUCUAAAACUCAGCUGGAGAUACCUUUAUCUCUUCAUUAUCUACACCGAAAUCUAAACAAUAUAUAAAAAUUAUAUAUGUAGGGUAGCUUUGACGCAAAAUAUGGAAAACUGAUGCAUGAUAUAGGCAGUGGCGUGCACUUCAUACAUGCACAAAAACAUUGCGUACCCUAAAAAUUUUGUAUUACUCAUAAAGGGGAUGGAUUUUUCCAUUUUAUGCCAUUUCCCUUCUUUAUGCAUACCCUGGUCAAAAACCCUGUGCACGCCACUGGAUAUAGGUAUCUUUUAUGUUUAGAUUUAGGUGUCAGUAGGUAAUGCCAAGUUAAAGCCAAUAUCUAACUUACUUUAGAAUAAGAACAAACAAUAGUGAAAUGAUUUGCUGAUAACUAUCGGAGAUACGACCAGUUAGAGCCACAUUAGAGUUAAAAACACUUGAUUUAACUGCAAGAUUCUGCUAACCUGCACUUGCCUAGUUCAAACUUUUAUUGUUACUUUUCGCUUUUUUUGGAACUAUGUUAUUAAAAUCGACUCGCAUAUUUUAAGGGGUAUCAUGGCACAGAAAAUUUGAAAUUAAUGUACACGUGUAUUGUAAAACUUUUGUAAUACAUUCGCAAAUAAAUGAUACUCAAAGAAUUAGGGCCAAGAAAUCGUAACUACGCAGGAAACUUUUGUGUCGUCAAUCAUAACACCUCGUACAAGAACUGUCAAUUAGAACAAAGGUCUUGAUACAUUUUUGUAAAAAAAAAAAAAACUUUGUUACUAGCCACCCCUAAACAAAGGUCAACUUGUAAGCCCGCUUGCGCCUAUAGCUAGGUUAAAACUACGUAACACCAGGUUUUUAAAGUUCAGGUUUUAUGGUUAAAAUUUAAUAUUUUGUUGCGCCACUGAAAAACCACGCGGUUAUUUACUCGGGAUUUCUUUAUUUUACGCUGUUAAUAUUAAUCAAUUAUGACAUUGGUGGGUUAAAACAUUAAAAAUAUAAAACAAGGUUAGUCCCUAACACUUGAUCGUGCAAGACAUAGUUAUAAUUUAAACCAAUAUUGUCAGCUAACUAUCGGAGUUAAAUAAAUUUAGCCUGAGUAGCAAAAGCGGGCCUUAAAGAGAUAAUUAAUGUAUGCAAACUUACACGAUACUAAUGCCAGUUUCACUAAAUUAACAUUUUUUUUAUAAUUUAAAAUCAAUACUACAAAUGAAAAAUAUGAUAAUACAAACACAAAAUACCAAACCUUGUGGCAAGAACCAUAGACAAGAUAGGUUAUAAUUUGAGUUGCCUAGUGAAAAUUGAUUGGUGUAAGAUAAAUGAAUGCCUACGAAUCUUUGAUAUGGCAUUACUUACUCAAAUAGUUUCAUAGUUUGUUUAAAUUAAUUAUCUUUUCGUAGGCCGCAGUUUAGUAUAAGUUGCAAGUUCCGUCGGAAAGAAAUCGGGAUUGUUGGUCAUGUUAAACAUCUUGUAUGUUCUUUUUCAAAUGCUGGAUGCUGUUUUGCAUUGUGCCCACUUUCUUUAGUUAUUUUAUUAAUUAAGGUGCCUUCCACACAUACAUAUACAUUGUUUGUAAAACAUACUUUUUGCAUUUCGUAAACAAAUUGUUUUUUUUCAAUUUUAUAUAAGUACUUAAUGUUCUGUAAGGGAGCAGAGAAACUAUGGCGUAAAUUUUGAAUGUCUUCCCUGAAUUUUGAACGUUUUUACGUUAUAAAUUGUGUUUGAACGUUACAAAUUAAGAAUGAGCGUCCAAUAAAUAUUAUAUAUUUUUGUAGAUUCUUCGCUAUCUGUAUUAGGUCACUCUGAAUGUUACCUUUAAUUGUUGAAUAUUUAACAAGGAGAGCAUUUUCCCUUCCCCAUUAUUUUUAUCUGUGUUUAUUUCGGUGUACCUACCGAUUGUUCUAUUGACAAUAAUUAUAUCGCGAUAUCAAUGUCUUUUAAAUCGUCAGUUAUUUUAGCUAAACCGAAGUGGGCACUGUUUAUUUUUAUUAGCGUAUUUUGUUGGCUAUCAAUUAAUAAAAAAGAAAACAAUGAAUUUUA
Molecule: messenger RNA, 4025 nt
Organism: Pararge aegeria (speckled wood butterfly)
Lineage: Eukaryota; Metazoa; Arthropoda; Insecta; Lepidoptera; Nymphalidae
Gene: Yod1
Product: ubiquitin thioesterase OTU1
Exons: 4
Coding region: 148-1080 (310 amino acids)
Biological process (GO): endoplasmic reticulum unfolded protein response; protein deubiquitination
Cellular component (GO): nucleus; cytosol
Molecular function (GO): cysteine-type deubiquitinase activity
Source: RefSeq, a predicted model, not a curated record